AUGUCGAACCCCAGUGAAAUCAACGGCGGCGCCGCUGUGGCCAUGGUGGGUAAAGACUGCGUUGCUAUUGCGAGCGAUCUGCGACUAGGCCUACAGAGUGUGGGAAUAUCCGGCGAUUUUGAAAAGAUUUUCGAGUACAACGGCGUUUACUUGGCUCUUACAGGAUUGGCCACCGACGUGCAAACAUUGUCGAUUGACUUCCGCAAAAAGCACAGUCUGUACGAGCUUCGAGAGGAGCGGCGAAUGGAGCCUCAGACAAUGGCGAAUCUUGUUUCCUCGACCCUCUACUCCAAACGAUUCGGUCCUUAUUUCGUUGGCCCGCUGGUUGCUGGACUCAACUCGUCCACUAGCAAGCCGUAUAUCUGUUCAUUUGACUCCAUUGGCUGUAUCGAGCACGCCAACGACUUUGUCGUGGUUGGAACUGCUUCCGACCAGCUGUAUGGUAUAUGUGAGUCUCUGUACGAGCCAAAUCUCGAGCCCGAAGACCUGUUCGAGACUAUUUCGCAGGCGCUCAUGUCUGCCGUGGAUCGCGACGCUUUAAGCGGCUGGGGCGGUGUUGUCUACAUAAUUGAAAAAGACAAGGUCACCAAGCGAUACCUCAAAACCCGUCAAGAUUAA
This is a messenger RNA of Wickerhamiella sorbophila, 618 nucleotides long. RefSeq names its product Proteasome subunit beta type-3. The transcript has a single exon. The coding region runs from base 1 to 618 and encodes 205 amino acids. NCBI's taxonomy places the organism in Eukaryota, Fungi, Ascomycota, Dipodascomycetes, Dipodascales, Trichomonascaceae. Gene Ontology annotation, biological process: proteasome-mediated ubiquitin-dependent protein catabolic process. The record is from RefSeq and is a predicted model, not a curated record. Gene Ontology annotation, cellular component: proteasome core complex; proteasome core complex, beta-subunit complex.